UCUCUCUCGUAUUCCUGUCUCCCUCUCACUCUAGCUCUCUUUGUCUCUGAUUCUAAGUUUCUUUCUUCUCCGUAAUCCCUCUCUCUCUCACCUUCUUUCUUCUCCGUAAUCCCUCUCUCUCUCACCCUUUCGCACAGCUUCCAUACCCAAUAAAGCUAAAAAGAAAAGCCCCAUUUCAUUUUCUUCUUCAUAUUCCCCUAUACACUCUCAAAUCCCUAGCUCUCUCUCACUCUAAUCUCUCUAUCUCUCAGUUGAAAUCAAACCCCAGACCCCAUUAUUCUUCCCCCCUCUCUCGUAUUCCUGUCUCCCUCUCACUCUAGCUCUCUCUGUCUCUCUUAUUCAAAGUUCACAUACCAACUUCUAACCGAAGGAACUCAGAAUCAUCUAGCCGAAAGGUAGUGAUUCCAAGAAAGGUGGUGGUGGAGGUUCGCAAGAUGGGAAGAUUGGGUCCAGCAAUGUCCUCACGAACCAGUACACAGCUUAAACAAAAGAUUGCUUCAGCCACCUCAGCCAUCAAAUCUGUUUUCGGCCAAGAACAGCCCAAGCAGGAUGCGACUGACAAACUGGAGCGACUAAGGGAGAGGAUGAUCAAAGUGCGGGAGCUUUUUCAGGACACUGAUUCAACAGAAUUUGUUAUUGUAACAAUUCCCACGGAUCACCAGAAAAAUCCAUGCUUAAAAAGCUUGCUAAGAGCAAGUCUUGAGAGUUUUGAAUUCAAAUGAUAUUUUGUCUGCAUUUUAA
Molecule: messenger RNA, 741 nt
Organism: Humulus lupulus (European hop)
Lineage: Eukaryota; Viridiplantae; Streptophyta; Magnoliopsida; Rosales; Cannabaceae
Product: ATPase GET3B-like
Exons: 4
Coding region: 435-722 (95 amino acids)
Biological process (GO): post-translational protein targeting to endoplasmic reticulum membrane
Cellular component (GO): GET complex
Molecular function (GO): ATP binding; ATP hydrolysis activity
Source: RefSeq, a predicted model, not a curated record